Perkinsus marinus ATCC 50983 is the source of this 900-nucleotide messenger RNA. RefSeq lists its product as hypothetical. NCBI's taxonomy places the organism in Eukaryota, Perkinsozoa, Perkinsida, Perkinsidae. The record is from RefSeq and is a predicted model, not a curated record. The transcript is spliced from 4 exons. Bases 27 to 851 code for a protein of 274 amino acids.
UUGCUCGGUUGGUGGUGCCCUUGUCCAUGUCGCUACUCAUCCACGGUUGUGCAGGGCGAGGCCUUGGGGACUCAUCCACAAUCGAAUUUGUUGUGAAUGAGAACGAGUCUCGGCAGCCGUUGGAUUCGACCCGGACUUCCGCCCGAAGCCCGCGAGUAGAUAAAAUCAUGCCAGUUGUACCUAAGAACAUCACGAAGGCCUGCGACGAGAAGGGCUCUAAAUUUUACGAACGUGUUAUCCGCAUCAAAAAGAAGCUCGAGGGUGAUAGCGAUGGCCUCUGGGGAACUCUCGUGGAGUCCAAUUCAGGAUCGAAAACUGACGACAUCGAGACCGUCACAAUGCUCAAGGAGAUCAGCAAAAUGAAUGAUGAAGAAUUGCCAGCCGAGAUAGGAAAAGCAAAAUGCCGUGUGCUGGAGUCUACAGGUUUACAGGUUAUCAGGAAAUCUGGUAUAUAUUCUGCAUUGGAAAAAUUGGUAGAGAGUACUUCCUCUGAAGACAUCGUGCGCCCUGUAGCUGAAACAGUAACGAAGAAACUGAAGGAACGGUGUGAAGCGGACUUGCAGACCAAGAAGGCCCGUCGUACUGUCGAUGUGGCUUCCAAAAUUUCCUCCAGUGGAUUCACCUUGACGGACCUGAUGGAUCGGUGCGUGCGUGGCAAUCGAAUGAUGCCGCAGAGCUCAUUGACAACGGGCAAGCGCAAGCGUGAAGAUAAGGAAAAAGAAGGUCGUGGACGUGUUAAAAAGAAGCAGCCUAGUACUACGGCCAAGCCAGCUCUGGUCCCUCCUGCCCCGGCAAUGUCAGAGGAAGAGCGGACCAGACUGCGAGAAAUGAAGUCCAUUUUGAAGGGAUAGUUGUAUAAUGCAGACUCUCGUUCAUGCGAAAAGCAUGCGGUUUCAACCC